Messenger RNA from Schistosoma guineensis, 3440 nucleotides. Lineage: Eukaryota; Metazoa; Platyhelminthes; Trematoda; Strigeidida; Schistosomatidae. The record is from the annotation of a GenBank genome assembly.
CAAUUGCACGUACAUAACUUCAUACUAUUCAUCGAUGAGAUUGUUUCUGUUUACUUGUAAACCAAUUCAGUGUUUCCUACCGACAGGAACAAGUAAUACACAGCCGUAAAUCUCUAGAAAUAUUACAAAGUGAAUUAUCAUCUAGUCGCACAAUGUUGAUAAAAUCAAGAGAAGAAAUUGUUAAACGAUCUCACAACGAAGAACAAUUGGAGAAAUCACUGCAAAAAUUAAAGCUCGAACUAGAGCAAGCAAAUGUACAUAAAACUGCAGCAGAAAUGGCCAGUAAAACAGCUAUCAGUAAUUAUCAAGAAUUGGAAGCACAGAUGGAAUCCUACAAAACAUCAAAUAUAACUAUACAAACCCGUCUACAUGAAGUAGGCAAGGAAUUGGACGAAACAAAAUUGAUUAAAUCGCAGUUAGAAGAAAGAUUAAGCAUUCUGACAGAACAAUUACAGUUAGCGCAAAAACAACUAGAGGAAAAACAAGCACAACUAAACCGCUCUGAUUCAAUUGUAAAUCGUAUGUCCAAAGAAUUUAAACGAACACAAAUAACAAUUGAAGAAAGUGCACAGAAAGUAAACAGUCUAUUUGGGCAAUUGAAAACAACUCAAGAAAAAUUGAAUGUAGCAAAUGAACAAUUAAGUGAAGUGGAAAGUAACAGAAAAAGUUUGCUAAAAGAAUUAGAAGAAUACCAAAGCUCUCACCAUACGCAUGAUAGCGAAGUUCAGUCAAUGGAAGUUCAGGUCAAUUAUCUGCUAAGUGAACUUGGACAAAUGAACGAUCGCUUGACAACAAAUCAAAAAGAACUGACUGAUUCACAAGCAGAAGUAGAUUCACUAAGAAAACGAAAUAAUGAGUCUACACUUGAAAUACAACAUUUAAACUCAAUGCUGAAUGAAAAACAAAUAAAAUUGGAUGAAUUAGGAAGACAAGUAAUCGAAAUGGAGAACCAACUAAGUUCAGCUGACCAGUAUACUCAAUCAUUAAGUUCAGCUAAUGAUGACUUAAUGAACGAAUUAAAAAACAGAACUAAUGAAAUAGAAAAAUUACAAAAUGAAAUCAAACAAAAUAUGACAGGAAUACAAAAUUCUGAAUUUAUGAUACAAGAAUUAGAAUUCAGUGUUCAACAAUUAACUAAGCAACUUGAACAAUCAGAACUUUUGCGAUCGGAAGCAGAAAAAGCCAGUAAUCAUGCUGUCAGUGAAUCAGCUGCCCUUAAAAUUGAACUAGCUAAAAAAGAUGAACGAAUUAUUAAUUUACAAAAUACUGGCGAUGCAAUUACACAAAAGUUAAAAUCACUUGAGCAGACAUCGAAUCAAACUGAACAAAUUAUCAAUAAAUAUAUUAACUCUGAGAUUGAAAAAGAUAGCACGAUUCAACGACUUCAGACGGAAUCGGAACACAUACGUCACCAGUUAAUUGAAAGCGAGACAGAACUACAAAGCAGGUCUUCACAAAUAAAAUCAUUAACGUGUGAAUUAGAAGCUGUGAAAGCAGACCUGGCAGACUGUACUCUGCACAGAAAUUCAGAAAAUCUUGCACGUAAACGUAUUGAGUUAGAAGUGGCGGAUCUUCGGGAAAUGAAACUAGCUUUUACAGAACAAAUUGAAAGACAAGAGCAAUUCAUUGAGCGGUUACAAUCUGAGCUUUCAAACGAACGUGAAAGAAACGAUUUUCUUAAUAAAAUUAAAACAGAUAAAGAAAGAGAACUUCAUAGUAUCACAAAUGAAGUGGACCAUCUACAUCAGCACAACAAAGAACUUUCUAGUCGUUUGCUAGAACGUGAAUCAGCUUUAGAUUCUAUGUCACGUGAAUUGGAAAUAUUUACUUCGAGACUAGAUACAACUUCAAAAAGUUUAACAGAAACUGAAGCAGAAUUAUUAGAAACAAAACAUAAAUACGAAUUAUCUGAAGCUAAAGCAAAUAAGCAAAAAGAUGAGUUGAAACAGUAUGAAAUAACUUUAUCGAGUUUGGAAUCACGAUUACUUGAAAGCGAAAGUCAACUAACGAAAUGCACUGGCCAAUAUAAUCAGUAUGAUUCAGUUGACCGAAUUCAGUGUUCACACCUAACGGAUUUAGUGAAAGAUCUUAAACAACAAAUAACAGAAUACAAAAAAGUUACCACAGUUUUAAGAACCGAAAGAGCUCAAUUACAAGAAACAGUCAAUCGUCUUGAAGGUGAAUUAGCUGCACGGUCAGAUGCAUUACGCAAAGCAACAGUCGAUAUUACACGUAUGAAAACGAAGCAUGAAACAGAAUUAAGAGAUAAAACAGAUCAUCUAAAUGAAUCACUUUACCAAAUGGAAAAUAAAUGGAAAGAAGCGUGUAAAACAAUUGAAAAGCUAGAGAAAGAAUACAAAGAUCAAGAAUUCAAACUUAUAGAAGCAUCAGCAAACAGUAGUGAUGAAAACAAACUAUUAAAACAGAAACUAGAUUCAAUAGAGUCAAAAAACCGCAUAAUGCACAAUGAACUUGAAACAGUUAAAUUAUCGAGAGAAAAUUUACAAAAUGAAUAUAAUCAUGUCAAGGAUGAACUAGAUAAAUUAAGACUUAAAAGUGAGAGUACUACAGUAAAAGUUUCGGCUGGUAUUCAAGCUGUUCAAAAGUUGGAAAAUGCCAGUACAAAUACGGAGAAUAUUGAAAAAAAUGAAAUGGAAUAUUUACCUAAACUUCAACUCUCAAGUAAUAGAUCUAAACAGUAUUCAGAACGAAAUAAAAUGCGUAACGCAUCACCUUAUGAAUCUGUGAAAUUUACUAAUCAUGAUUUAAACAGUUCCGAUAAUUCACCUGAUUCCAUCGAAUCAAGAGUGGAAGCACUUAAACAAGCUAAUCAUUAUUUAAGAAUGGAAGUCGAAAAUGCAUGUAAAAUGAUAAAUUCAAGUGUUUUAAAUAAGAAUAAAAUGGAAGAAGAAUUUCUGUCCAUGCCAAAAGUAAAGUAUCCAAAUUUAACUCAGUUUGAUCUUGGAAAUCAUAAACACAAAGUUGGAUUUUUCGAUGAAUCUGAUCACUGCAUAGAGUAUAGAGAUGAAAGUUUGGUUGAACAAGAAUCGAAAACUGUUUGGCUUGAACGAGCUGAAUCCAUUUCACAAAAAUUCCAUGAUAACAACAAUUACUGGUCAAAUAAAUUAGAAAAUAUUGAUAAACUAAAAAAUUCCGGUCGAGAUACUAUACAAAGCACAGAACAUCAAUCACACACAAUUAGAACAAAUACAAAUACUGACCGAAAAGUGAAGCCCACUCGUCUCAGUGAUUCCAACACUGGUGUUAACGGUAAUACUGGACGGAGUAAAUUAACAAAACUAGAACCAACAGACUACCAUGUGAAAUCUGGUGACAAAUUCGUUAAAAUUACAAGUAUGUCUAGAAUUAAUCAAGUCCCAAUUAAGCACAUAUCUACGUAUCGCAGUUCAAGAAUAAAAUAAUAAAAAUGUUGAGCCUUG